CCAUGGGGACAUUGUAGUGCGGUCACAAAGGCCCUGACCGGCAGUCCAUAGCAUCGGCUGGAAGAGAGUGCUUUUUUGAGCCUGAUCCCUCGCUAACGACCUCGUUGUCUGCCACCUCGUACGGUGAGAAAGAAAAGCAGAAGCUCGCCGUGAGGAUCGCGGCUUUCCGAGAGCUGCAAAUCGCAGGUCCCAAUUAAUGCCGGUGCCAGCGGGUUAAUGUCACCCGGCGCUCACCCCAUGUGUCCACAUUAUCUUGUUUUUGCGGUGCUUAUCUCCACGGCAAGAUAUUCCAAAAGGUCUGGACUGCUUCAUUUAAAGGCACAAAAAUCAUGCCGGUUUGGAAAGCGAGUGGGAAACUGCGUGCGUCUUUCGACCCUUAAGGAAUGACAUGCUUUUGCACACUGGUUUUGGUUUAUUUCUAAUUUUCGCGUCAGAGUUUUUCCUACCAGAAGAUUAUAUUUUGUGAGCGAAGGUCCGUCCCCCUGAAACACAGAAGCUGUGCAGAAGAAUCGGAAAAGUAAAAUAAGUACCGAGAUGUCGGAGGCCAUCCUGGCGUUCCAGGCGCAGCUAUCCGGCGUCAUGGAGACGGUCUUCAAGGCAGCCAUGUACGAGAUCGUCAGGCUUGUGGAGGACAGCUUCCUGGAAGAGGUGUCCCGGAGCAGGGAGCAGGUGGAGACCCUGAAGAAGCGCCUGCAGUGGUCCGAGAGCAAGCGCAAGGAGCGCGAGAUAUUCGGCAGGGCGAGGUGUGCCGAGUGCGGACGAGCUGGGGCCGAAGCUGACGUGGGCCAGACGGAGGACAGAUCGCCGGGACCCGCUCAUGGGGUGACAGAGAACCGCGGCCUAAAGCAGGAAGGAGCUCAGGAGAUCAAGUGGGCCGGCUGUCCCAGGGAGGAUGUGGAGCCUCUGACGAAGGUCCUCGAUGAGGAGGUGGCGCCGGGCACUGACAAGUCACCGGAGGCGGCAGCAUUGCUGAGCAGCAGGAGAGACCCAGCCCUUAAAGAGGAGCUGCCUGACAAGACCCUGUGCCUAAGGACGGCGUCAUGCGGAUUCCAUGAUGACAGCAUUCAUGGGGGAUGCUGUGAGCAGGAAUGGAUGUCGAGCGAGGGUGGGGGUACCCAGCCAUCGGCAGCAGAGCAGCAAGGGAACGUACAGGCACCACUUGAGGGCGUCAGCGUGAAAUUUGGGCAGGCGGCGGCGACUCUGCACUGUGCCAGGGGGUCUCACCACGGCGAUCAAAUGCUCAGCGGCGUCUCAGAGGGCGGCGGCCUGCAGGCUGAGCCCCAGCUGCAUGCAGAAAGUCUGCCUCCCCUGAGGGCAGUCAAAAUGCAGAACGAGCUCAAGGGCCACGUCCCAAUUAAACAUGAAGAGCAGACGCAGUGCGACUGCACCACAGAACCUCGGCCAUGCGUGCUGCACGCAUUGGAGGAGCAGCAGCACAAAGAGGGCAGGGCAGAAGAAAAUAUGCACACAGUUCUGGCUCCCCAUGGGCCUUUAGUGCAGCAUGGGCACCCCGGCGACUCCUCUGCUGCGGAGGAGCCACCUGGACAAGUCAGGAAGCAACUGCAGGGCAGUGCUGUGUUCCUAGUGUCAGGGAACGUGGAGGCCCGUCGUCAGGCUAACACAGUACAGGGGCAGCUGGGAUCCACUCCCCCGGAGAAAUGCUUCACCCCAAUGAUUAAUAAGGCUCAGCUGAAAGCACAGUCAGGGAGGAGUCCCCACAGCUGUAUACAGUGUGGGAAGAGCUUUUCGCACACCUGCCACCUGAGGGCGCACAUGCAGACUCAUACCGGGGAAAGACCCUUCAUCUGCUCCAUGUGUGGAAGGAGCUUUACCAAGCUAAGCAACCUGAAGGCGCACCGCAGGGUUCACACGGGUGAGAGGCCCUACGUCUGCGUCGACUGCGGCAAGCGCUUCACGCAGAAAUGCAACCUGAAAAGGCACCAGCGCAUCCAUACGGACAGACUCUUUAGCUGUAAGUAGCAGCAGCAGUUUUUUGAAGAUAUGAAGAUAUUCAGCUGCUGCCGCCUACCUUAGAGAGGAUAGGUCAGUGAAGCCCUAGAUGCCAUAACAGCACUGCUGGGCUUGUAGGUAUUUCAGAAGAACCUUCAGUGCUUUUGCCAGUUCUUUUAAAAAAUAUACUUAGUGAAAAAAUAAAGUUAAGCACCCAGAUGGAGCGGUGGAAAUGAAAUGAAUCUGCAGGUGGUUAAAGGUCAUGUGAAUGUAUCGCUAUGAGUAUAAUAUCUGAUCAGAUGGACAGUAUGAGCAUACUUCUGGUCCCAUGUCAGUUGGGUGUGGCAUCCCCCCCCCACCCCGCGCACGCCCGGGCCUGGAUACAUGCGGCGAUACGGUGUGGAGUCAUACAGCUGUUGUAUCCUCUCCUGCAGCAAGUCAGGCCACAGCUGUUGUAACUGGCCCUCAAAAUCCUGCAGAUUGGCACUGGGUCUGAGUUGAAGUCCGAGCUGAUCCCAUACAUGGUAGAUUGGGGAAAGAUCGGGGGACCUGGCUGGCCACCAGAGGACCUCAACAUGAUGCAGGCAGUCCAUACACCAUGAUGCCAGGAGUAUUGCCGGUGAGUCUCUACACAACAUUGGCAGGAUCGGUCCGCUCCCUUUGGCGCUGCCGUACGUGCAUACCGCUGUCACCUGUACUCAUGGAGAACCAAGAUUCAUUGCCGAACAUGGUACAACACCACUCGUCAUCAGUCCAUGCCUCCCGAUUACGGCACCACUCCAAAUGCAACCAUCUUGGCACUGGUGUUAACGGCAACCUGUGCAUGGGAUGAACCGUCGUCCGGCUGAUGCCUGUCGCCAACACACGGUGCGGGAUGACACAGGGUGUUGUAUCGAGUCCAAUACCUGUGUCCAGAUUGCAGUACUGGUAAUGUCUAAUGCAUCUACGAGGCAUCCUCUGUGUCUGGUGACUAGACGUGCCAGCUCCUUGCAAAUCGAAUCAUUUACAUACCCUUCGCUGGUCUGUAUGUCUAUCAAAUUACAUCCAAAUCGGACCAUUGCUUCUGGGUGCUUAACUUUUUUGUCACAAGAGUGUACAUUUGUUCCAAUGACACCAGAGACUUUGUGUGGCGCUAAUGAGUCAGACAUGGAAAACCAUGUUGAAAUGUUUUGUUUCAUGAUUAAAACACUAAUUGCUAAACUGU
Brienomyrus brachyistius is the source of this 3154-nucleotide messenger RNA. RefSeq names its product zinc finger protein 551. NCBI's taxonomy places the organism in Eukaryota, Metazoa, Chordata, Actinopteri, Osteoglossiformes, Mormyridae. Gene Ontology annotation, biological process: regulation of transcription by RNA polymerase II. Gene Ontology annotation, molecular function: RNA polymerase II cis-regulatory region sequence-specific DNA binding; DNA-binding transcription factor activity, RNA polymerase II-specific. The coding region runs from base 535 to 1980 and encodes 481 amino acids. The transcript has 4 exons. The record is from RefSeq and is a predicted model, not a curated record.